This is a messenger RNA of Penicillium longicatenatum, 1755 nucleotides long. RefSeq names its product HET domain-containing protein. NCBI's taxonomy places the organism in Eukaryota, Fungi, Ascomycota, Eurotiomycetes, Eurotiales, Aspergillaceae. The coding region runs from base 1 to 1755 and encodes 584 amino acids. The record is from RefSeq and is a predicted model, not a curated record. The transcript is spliced from 2 exons.
AUGUCUCACGAGUGCUAUCGACUUCUCAUGCAGGCGAAGGAUCUUAUCGAUGAAUCUCACCAACAUUUCCAACGCCAUAACGGUUUUCUGGAGCGUGGAUGUACAUUUUCCGUUGAAAAAUACUGCUAUGAACCGCUUGACGCAGAAGAUACAAUUCGUCUGCUGGAAUUUGAGAAUGAAGAAGGACACAUGGGUUUUAUCAGAUGUCAAAUGAAACAUGUCCGUCUCACCGAUGAGCCGAUAUACGAGGCACUCUCGUACGCCUGGGGCGACCCAAUACCCACCAUAACGGUCAUCUGCAAUGAUCGAAUAUUCAAAGUGUCAGCAAAUCUCGAAUCAGCGCUGUUUCGUCUGCAGCAAACUGCUGUUCCCUUCUGGAUAGACGCCAUCUGUAUCAACCAGACCGACAAUGCAGAGCGAUCAAAGCAAGUGAAAAUGAUGAGUCACAUUUAUCAAAAAGCCAGGAGGGUGAAUAUUUGGCUCGGCGAAAGCGAUGGUGAGACUUGGGCCCCAUUGUCGCCUACCUACUCGUUGCUCAAAAUCCCGGCGGUUCUUGCAUCCACAGGUCGUCGAAACUGCCUUGAGAUGACCCCUUUGGAGUUAAGAAAGCAUCUCGCCAUCUCAGGCUCUGGAGAUCCCGCCGUAGAGAGCUUCUUCAGACUGAUGAUGCGACCGUGGUUCCGACGCAUAUGGAUAAUACAGGAGGUUGCCGUCUCACGUGAAGCGUGGGUUUGGUGUGGGAGGUUUGCGGUCCAGUGGAAAGAUUUCGCUCUCGCCUUGAAAUAUGCUAAAGAGGCUGGGCUUGCCACAAAAAUCAACGGGAACCUUUUUGAGAGGGUCCAUCGGAUUGAGCUAGUGCGUCAGGAAGUCGCGGACAGCAAUUUCACCCAGAGGGAUGUACACCACCUUCUCUUCAGAUACUAUGACUUUCUGGCAACAAAUCGAAAGGAUAAGGUUUACGCAGUCCUCGGCUUAGCUAAAGAGCCCAUAGUCAACGUUGACUAUGGUUUGGAUGACCGGCAGGUGUAUAUUGAUGCCGCUGUGGAGAUUCUCCGUCGAAGCGAAAAUUUUGACCUCCUCGGUGCAUGUCGGAUUCCUUUGGGCUACACUCGGACUGCCCUUUCAAAUUUACCUUCCUGGGUCCCGGAUUGGAGUGUCUCAAAACCGUUCAUGCCUCUAAGAAUGCAAGGUCUUCCGCAGGAACAGGAAUUCGCUGGGUUUUCAGCCUCCGGACCCUACUUCCGUUAUCCCCCAUCAUUUUCGGACGACCAGGAGCGGCUGUGCCUAUAUGGGCACUUUACAGACAAGAUAGAGCUGAGUACAAAUUCUAUGGUGCCAAAAGCUGCGCCGGCACUCGCACCGAGGGGAUUCGAGUUUUCAUACCUAGACUUCAUUCGCCACACAUAUCAUUUGCUGCAGGCAGCAGGGACCUGGGUCCGGUUGAUCUCUCAACAGCCAGACGACAUGUACAUAACUGGAGAAACAGUAAAGGAAGCGUUGCUACAAACUAUGUGCUGUGGCCAGGCGGAUGACAAUUUCAGGAACCAGUAUGGUCACAACCGCGCUAUUCAUCGACUGCGAAACUACAUUUUAGCGAACGCCCUCCGCUCCGAGAUGACGUUCGUAACUUUCUUGAUUUUGUACACUGUUUUUUAUCAACUACUGAGGACUCUAUGCUGCAUAAACAUCCACGAAGUACACAGUGAGGACGUCGAGGAAUGCUCUGAUGAUGCUCACAGGGCGACUGGGGCAUAG